Messenger RNA from Adineta steineri, 1616 nucleotides. The record is from the annotation of a GenBank genome assembly. NCBI's taxonomy places the organism in Eukaryota, Metazoa, Rotifera, Eurotatoria, Adinetida, Adinetidae.
AUGAGCAGAUCAGAAUCAAAUCACAAAAAGAUUAGAAUAAGUGGAUCAGAAUCAAAUCAAAAUGCUGAUACAUCAUCCAAAUCAACGGCAACAUCAAAUAUAUGUCAACCACGACAACGUAUGACAGAAAAAUACCUUCUCCUAUGGGUGGAUGCCAGCAUUGAUCAAACAAACGAAGAUUAUGAAAAUAUAUUAAAACAAAUACGAACUAUUACUGGUGAUGUCAAUGUCUUUAAUCAACGAGAUACAUGCGUCGACUUUCUUACAGAUGCUCAAGAAGACAUCAAAUCUUUUCUCGUUGUUAAGGAUGCUAUGUUUCGACAAAUAAUGCCCCUCAUCGAUGACAUUCCUCAGCUGGAUGGUGUCUAUAUCUUCAAUAAUAUUGAAACCUUACAUGAAGAAUGGACAAAAGAAUGGCAAAAAGUCAAGAGCGUUCAUACCAACAUCGGCGAUCUAUGCCAAGCAUUACGAAUCGGUAUCAAGCAGUUCAAUCAAGAUUCAAUACCUAUGAGUUUUAUUACAGCAAAUGAAAUGGUUUCAACUGAUAAUUUAAAUCAGUUGGAGCCUACUUUUAUGUAUACCCAAAUAUUCAAGGAAAUCCUUCUUGAUAUGCAACAUGAUGAACAAGCGAUAAAACAGUUUAUUGCUUAUUGUCGAAAAAAUAGCAGCUUGUCACCAAUCAAUAUUGACCGUUUUGAGAAAGAAUACCAUGCCCAAUCCGCUAUUUGGUGGUAUACUUUCCCAUCCAAUAUCUAUUCUAUGCUUAAUUAUGCUCUUCGAAUACUGGACGCUGAUAUAAUUAUUACUAUGGGUUUUUUUAUAUGUCAUCUACAUCGACAAAUUCAGCAGCUGUAUGAACAACAAGCUAAUAGUUAUGCAAGAAACCCUUUAAUAGUUUAUCGAGGACAAGGUCUUAUGAAAUCAGAUUUCGAAAAACUUCUGAAAGCAAAAGGUGGACUUAUGUCAUUCAACAAUUUCUUGUCUACCAGUAAAGAUAAAGACGUGUCCCUCAAAUUUGCUGAAUGUGCUUCAGCAAAACCGGAUACGAUAGGUAUUCUCUUUAUAAUGUCCAUUGAUCUUUGUUUAAAAUCAAUACCUUUUGCCUACAUAAAAGAGGAGAGUUAUUUUGAUGCAGAAGGUGAAAUUCUCUUCUCAAUGCACACCGUUUUUCGAGUGGGUGCAAUUCAACCAAUGGAAAAUAAGAAUCAACUAUAUCAAGUGGAAUUACAAUCAACAUCAGAUGAUGACCAACAACUACGAAUACUUAGUGAUCGAAUACGAAACGAAGCUGGUGGUACUGGAAGGCAAAGAAUAGGUGGCUUAUUGCUUAACCUCGGUCAAUUCAAUAAAGCUGAAGAACUUUAUAACGUACUACUAGAACAGACAUCUGAUGAGGGUGAAAAGGGGUUUUAUUAUAAUCAGCUUGGGAUUGUUCAUUCGAAGCAGGGUGCCAAUGAAAAGGCUAUUUGGUAUUACCGGCAAAGACUCGAAAUUCAAGAAAAAACUCUUUCUUCAAACCAUCCUGAUUUGGCUACUUCACACAGCAACAUCGGUUUGGUGUAUCAUCAGAUGGGAGAGUACUCAAAAGCACUUUCAUUUUACGAAAAAGCACUUGA